AUGCCCAAAAAAAGCUUCUUAAUCAAAAAAUUAUUCGAAAAUGUCGAAAAAAUGGAAAUAGACACCGAAAUGUGUGGAGACGUCGAGGAUCAUCUAGGGAUGUCGUGGAAAAUCCGCUUGCUUCGAAAAGACCAAAAACUCAAGGUCUAUCUGGAUUGUCUGGAAAAAAUCGAUAAUCCGGAAUCGCUGAUUUCCACAGGCGGGAAAUUCAAAUUCAACGGAAAGGAGCAAAUCUUUUUUCAUGAUUUUACGAAAAUCGAAAAUUCGAAAUUGGCAAUUUUAGAAUAUUGGUCGCAGAAUUCGAAUUAUCUGAAAAAUGGAAGUGCUGAAAUUGAAUUUCUCGUAGAAAUCGAUACGGAAAAAUCGAUUGGUAUCAAAAUUGGAAAAGAAAAAUCGAGAAUUUUCGAUGAUGACGUGGCAAAAGAGGUUUCAGAUGUCGUUCUGACGAUUGCUCAGCGUAAAUUCUAUGUGUCGAAGUUGACACUAGCAUCACAAUCGACAUAUUUUAAAACGUUGUUUUUGGGAAAAUUCGUCGAAUCCGAAAAAUCGAUAAUCGAGUUGAAGGAUAUCGAUCCGCACGAAUUUCAGAUUUUUCUGGAAUUUUUGUAUGGAGAAUCGGUUUUGAAUGGCUGUCUGUCUGUCUGA
Molecule: messenger RNA, 645 nt
Organism: Caenorhabditis briggsae
Lineage: Eukaryota; Metazoa; Nematoda; Chromadorea; Rhabditida; Rhabditidae
Exons: 3
Coding region: 1-645 (214 amino acids)
Molecular function (GO): protein binding
Source: RefSeq, a predicted model, not a curated record